Molecule: messenger RNA, 1413 nt
Organism: Racocetra fulgida
Lineage: Eukaryota; Fungi; Glomeromycota; Glomeromycetes; Diversisporales; Gigasporaceae
Source: the annotation of a GenBank genome assembly
AUGGCACAAACUUAUAGCCAGCAGCAGCCAAUGCAACAGUCUCAAAUACCAGAAUAUACCUUACCAGGCGUUCUUCAUUUUCUCCAAUCAGAAUGGAGGCGCUACGAGCGAGACAGGAAUGAAUGGGAGAUUGAGCGUGCCGAAAUGAAGGCCCGCAUCGCAUUAUUAGAAGGAGAACGUCGUGGAAUUGAAACUAUGAAAGUAAAUCUAAUGAGGCGUGUGAAAAUGUUAGAAUUUGCUCUAAGGCAGGAGAGAAGUAAAUAUUUGGCCGGCAUAUCCCCCACACAACCUAUAACAAGGGAAUCAUCCACUGUAUCAGCUACUGCAAACGAAGAAGGACUACAAAAUAAUUCUCAAUCAACUACUGGGUUUUCUCAAACUUCCGAACAAUCUUCACAACCUUCUCAACAAAAGAGUCUUUUAUCAAGUCGGGAUCCUAAUUAUCGCAUCAAGAGUCGUGAAAUUCUUAAAGCGUACGUUAUCCCUAUUUUUUCUUACUAUACUUUUUAUAUUAUAAUUAUUCAACAAAAUUUUUUAAUUUCUUCAAAUUAUAGAUGUUUACAAGAAAUUGACUACCUUACAAAUGCUGCGACUAGUAACCUUCCUAUUAGCAAUCGACUUCUAAGCCAUCCAACUGGUUUGAAUGGAAAUAAUGCAAUCAAUCAAAUGCAAAAUCAUAGAGACAGUGCAAUAUGGGUUGGGGGCAAUUCCCCUGCAAAUAAUGGUGUGCCUCCUAAAAGAUUAGCCAAUGUUGUAAUAAAACCUUCUAGGCCUGCUCCAACAACUCCACCAACUGUUUUACCCAUAUUACCAACAAAUUCUUCAAGCCCACCAUUGGAUCAUUCUUUUCCUCCGCGUGAAGGUUUAGAAAUAGUUUCUCCUGAAAACGAUGACGGUUCAUUCUUUCCUAGAUCAGCUGGUAAAUUAUAUAAGAGUGACGGAAGAUUUUCCGAUGAUGACCAACCAUCAUUUGACUAUCAAAGAAAUAAUAUAAUAUCGCCUGGUGAAUCGACUCCUUUGGGUAAUGGAAUUGGUGGAUUAGAGACAAACACAAACGAUGAAAGUUACUUUGAAAAAGAUGUUGGGACUUCUGCUUUUAACAAAUCAAAAUUAGAUGGGUCCUGGAAAAUAUCGAGUCCAGUUGUACCUAGAAAUAUAGCUACUGCAUUUCCUCCGAAAAGUACAGAUGAACUUAGAGAAGAAGAGUAUCAAUUGACAAAAGAUGUUCAGAAAAAAUUUAACCUGUCAGAUGAAAAAAUUUCGAAAUUAAUGAAAAAUUCUUCGAAAAAAAAUCAAGGAAUAUUACAUCCUCAGUUAGAUGAACUCAGUUUAUCGGUUGAAGAAGUAGAUAACACAGAAAAAUCAGAGACAAUAGUUCAGAUAGAAAAAUGUGGAGGCAACGAUUCACAUUAA